GGAGUGAUGACGUAAGGCCCCCGGGCUCCCGGCCUGUCAGUCAGCGCGGAGCUGGGUACGCGCCGGUGGGCCCGCUGGGCCGGCGCAGCCAUGGCGGCGGUGUUUGACCUGGACCUGGAGACAGAGGAAGGCAGCGAAGGCGAGGGCGAGCCAGAGCUCAGCCCCGCGGACGCGUGUCCUCUCGCGGAGUUGAGGGCGGCUGGCCUAGAGCCUGUGGGACACUAUGAGGAGGUGGAGCUGACUGAGAGCAGUGUGAACCCGGGCCCUGAGCGCAUCGGUCCCCACUGCUUUGAGCUGCUGCGUGUGCUGGGCAAGGGGAACUAUGGCAAGGUGUUCCAGGUGCGAAAGGUACAGGGCAGCAAUCUGGGCAAAAUAUAUGCCAUGAAAGUCCUGAGGAAGGCCAAAAUUGUGCGCAACGCCAAGGACACGGCACACACGAGGGCUGAGCGGAACAUUCUGGAGUCGGUGAAGCACCCCUUCAUUGUGGAACUGGCCUACGCCUUCCAGACUGGCGGCAAACUUUACCUCAUCCUUGAGUGCCUCAGCGGCGGUGAGCUUUUCACGCACCUGGAGCGGGAAGGCAUCUUCCUAGAAGACACGGCCUGUUUCUACCUGUCAGAGAUCACACUGGCCCUGGGCCAUCUCCACUCCCAAGGCAUCAUCUACCGGGACCUCAAACCUGAAAACAUCAUGCUCAACAGCCAGGGCCACAUCAAACUGACGGACUUCGGCCUCUGCAAGGAGUCGAUCCACGAGGGCGCCGUGACCCACACCUUCUGCGGCACCAUCGAGUACAUGGCCCCUGAGAUUCUGGUGCGCAGUGGCCACAACCGGGCGGUGGACUGGUGGAGCUUGGGGGCCCUGAUGUACGACAUGCUCACUGGAUCGCCGCCCUUCACUGCAGAGAAUCGGAAGAAAACCAUGGACAAGAUCAUCAGAGGGAAGCUGGAGCUGCCCCCCUACCUCACCCCGGACGCUCGGGAUCUUGUCAAAAAGUUUCUGAAGAGGAAUCCUAACCAGCGGAUUGGAGGGGGCCCCGGGGAUGCUGCUGAUGUGCAGAGGCACCCCUUCUUCCGGCACGUUAAUUGGGACGACCUCCUGGCCCGCCGUGUGGACCCCCCUUUCCGGCCUUCCCUGCAGUCAGAGGAGGAUGUGAGUCAGUUUGACUCCCACUUCACGAGGCAGACGCCGGUGGACAGUCCAGACGAUACGACGCUGAGUGAGAGUGCCAACCAGGCCUUCCUGGGCUUCACGUACGUGGCGCCCUCGGUCCUGGACAGCAUCAAGGAGGGCUUCUCCUUCCAGCCCAAGCUGCGCUCCCCCAGGCGCCUCAACAGCAGCCCCCGGACCCCCAUCAGGUACCGUGGGGGCGCGGCCGGCUCCAGCUGUGGCUGUGCCGCCAACCCCAGGGCCGCCCUGGCCGUCUCGUGA
Messenger RNA from Odocoileus virginianus texanus, 1431 nucleotides. NCBI's taxonomy places the organism in Eukaryota, Metazoa, Chordata, Mammalia, Artiodactyla, Cervidae. The record is from RefSeq and is a predicted model, not a curated record.